AUGUCUGACCCGAGCGAUCCAUAUUCCUAUACGGUUGGGUGGGUAUGUGCUCUAUCGACAGAGUUCACGGCAGCCCAGGAGCAAUUCGACGAGGAAUAUGAGCCGCAUGAAUCACCUGAGCACAGAGAAACAAACGACUUCAAUGUGUACAGUUUCGGCAAGAUCAACGGCCAUAUGGUGGUUGUCGCUGUACUGCCAAAUGGCCAAUACGGGACUGCAUCUGCCGCGACUGUGGCCAAGGAUAUGAUACGUAGCUUUCGCAACAUUCGAUUCGGUCUUAUGGUCGGGAUUGGCGGCGGGGCCCCUACUAAAGACCAUGACAUUCGCUUGGGAGAUGUCGUGGUAAGCUCACCCACGCCCGGGCAAGGUGGUGUAUUCCAGUACGACCUCGGAAAAGCCACAGAAGACGGAUUUCAACAUACAGCAUCCCACAAUAAACCGCCCCCGUUACUUCUUGCUGCAGUAGCAGGGCUCAAAACUCAAUACGAGCGAAAGGGCCUCCAGAUUCAUGACAAGACCAGCACCAUCAUCUCAAACAACAAGAGACUAAGGGCCAAGUAUGGACGUCCGGAGGAUCCAGAUUCUCUUUUCGCCGCUUCGGUCAAGCACAAGGGUCAUCCGUGCCACGAGCUCUGUGUGACGACCCCAAAUGAUCUCAUACCUCGAACGCCACGACAGGAACCUCUGGAAGAUGUCGAAGUCCACUAUGGUACCAUUGCUUCGGGCAACACUCUGAUGAAAGACGCAGCUAAACGAGAUGAACUGGCUUCCAGAGAAGAUAUCUUAUGUUUCGAGAUGGAAGCCGCUGGGCUGAUGGAUGGUUUUCGAUGUCUUAUUAUUCGUGGAAUUUGCGACUAUUCUGAUGCUCACAAAAAUGACCAAUGGCAAGGCUAUGCAGCCAUGACUGCCGCUGUAUAUGCGAAGCAGAUUCUCGGAAUAGUUCGUCCAGAAGCCGUUAUAAGGGAGGAAACUAUCGUCUCAAAAAUAGAUGAAGUUAUUUCCGGCGUGCAGGAUCUGAAACGAUCUAUUGCAGAACAGGAAGUGCUGAACUGGAUAUCCGAUGAGGACUUCGGUAAUUAUCAGCUCGAUGAGCGCAGUAAACAGGCCCCAGGAACCUGUCAGUGGUUUCUUGACUCGCCAGAAUAUCAGGCUUGGACCCAACAGAAAGGCCAAGUCCUUUUCUGCCCGGGCAUUGCCGGGGCUGGGAAAACGGUACUCGCCUCUGCCAUCAUCGAAAACCUUCAUUCUCGCUUUGAAACAGACUCAAGCACUGUCACCGUCCAUAUUUACUGCCGAUAUAAUCGUGUCGAUCGGCAAAGCUUCAACAAAUUGCGGGCGAGUGUCCUGAGACAGCUUUGUGAGCGGCUGUCUCCUCUCCCCGACGGUAUCAUGCAGCUUUACAGCCAAUAUAGGCCCCGACGGAUGGGAGCCCCUCCAGAGAGGAUAGAAUCAGAGCUGGAAUCCUUGUCAGACCCGUUUUCAAGAAUCUUUAUGGUUGUUGAUGCAUUAGAUGAGUGGGCAACGGAGAAUGGGGACCUCUACUCACUACCAGCCGAGCUUCUCCGUCUCCAAAGAAGAUUGGCCAUUAAUCUACUCGUCACCUCCCGGCCAAUCCCCCUCAUUUCAAAUCAGUUUAACAAUUACCCCUCUAUUGCCAUUACUGCUCAGCAACAGGAUAUUCACACCUACGUUAACAAUUUUCGGUGGCCAGAGUCGAGCUGCAUUGGUAAGAUACCAAAACUGAGAGACCUGGUAAAAAGGACAAUGUCACAAAUUGUCAAGGGAAUGUUUCUUCUAGCAAGACUAUACAUCUAUUCACUAGAGAACGAGACCUCGGAAAGAGACGUUGCAGAUGCUCUAAAACGAUUCGAAGACCGAGCGAAUAACAAUGGCAAUGACCCAAAGUUUAACAUUGUGGACCAAGCAUAUGAUGAUACUAUAAGAAGGCUCAGAGAGCAACAUCAAAAUUCUAGUGACUUAGCAUUUCGGGUCCUGGCCUGGAUAUGCUGUACUGGUUGGAAGCUACCAGCCAGUGCAAUCCAGCAUGGCCUUGCCUUACGAGAAGGAGACACUACCUUUCAUGAGGAUGGCAUAAUUGACGAACAGUUACUGCUCUCUGUAUGCUGUGGGUUGGUAGAGAUUCCUCAGGGAACAAGAGAAAUAAGGCUCGCUCACUAUACGACCGAAAUCUUUUUCCAGCAUGACCUGCAUCUGAUUGAUGAAUACUUCCUCGUCCGGCAUUCACUUGACUGUCAAUUACCUUCAAGCUCUGACGCCUAUCUUGCUAGGCAGUGCGUCACUUGUUUGUCCAUUGGCUUCCCCGCACAUCGUCAAGAAGGGAUUGACAUGCAACAUAUUUAUUUCAAAGACACAGAGUACUUUGAUGCAUUGGUGGACGAGCUUGACAGCAAUCCAUUAUACAAAUAUGGUGCAUUCAACUGGAGCGGCCACGUGCGACGGCUUUCACCAUUAGACAAAACCUACAAGACCUCGAUUGACUUCCUCCAAGCACGGGGAAUGGUCGACCAGGCUGUCUUGAUGAUUCUCGAUCUUGGAACUUCGCUUUUCGGGCUCGUUAAUCUGGCAGAGUCACUGAUGAAGAAUCUUGACAUCAAUUCAAUGGACAGCUUUGGCCGGACUGCACUCGUUUGGGCACUGGAGUGUUUGGCUUGCGAAUUUGAGCCCAUACCGCGCUACAGGGAUCCAGACACACCAAAUUUUGACAUAUAUGACGGCAUUCACAUUGAUCGUCGUCAUAUUAUUGAGGCUUUAUUGACGUCAGGUGCGGAUCCACACAUGCCCGGAUGUGAUGGGGACACUGCUCUACACUUGGCCGCCAUCGUAGGAGAUGUCAAGAUCGUCCAAAACCUUCUCGACUGUGGAGUAGACAUUCACGCAUCAAAUUUACAUGGCGAUAUCCCUCUUGUUUUAGCGGUGCGGUAUGGCAAGGAGUCGACUUACAUGAAGCUCCUGGAGCGUGGUGCGGUCGACAUCUGUGGAAAGAAUAGUCGCACAGCUCUGAUUGAAGCUGCUUCCGUUGGAGACUUGGCUCUGGUGAAGACACUUCUUGGGAAAGUUGCUAAGGUGGACAUUUCGGAUAUAACUGGCCAGACUGCGUUGAUGGAAGCCAGCAAACGGGGCCACACUCAAAUCGUUGAGCUCCUCCUCGAAAAUCAGUCUAACGUGGAUCACCAAGAUCACAAGGGUGACACCGCUCUCAUGAAAGCAUGCGUUUAUGACCAAGCUGACGUUAUUAAGCUGCUACUUGCAGCCAACGCCCACCUUGGGAUUGAGAACGCCGAAGGGGAAACUGCUCUUACCAAUGCUGUUUGGCGUUGUGAAGAGGGCAAUAUCAAGCGACUUCUCCGCCACAGCAUGAAUCCUGCCAUUCGAGAUCAACAUGUCGACACUGUUCUUAUUUCCGCAUUCCGUUACAGGCGUCCAGACAUUGUCUCUUUGAUACUAGAAGACGCUGAACUCAGGCCAGCUUCGAAUCAAAUCGAUCGUGUGUUAUCAGAGUCGUGUUCGCGGGGAUGGGAGAAAGUUGUAAGACUCUUGCUUACUCGUGGAGCAAACCUCAAUACCAAAUUUAUAAAAUUAAUGACACCAAUAUCACUUUUGACGCAUGCUAUCUACGAGGCUGGCGAUGCUGUCGUUCUGUUGUUGCUGGAAGCUGGUAUUGACAUUGAAACCGAAGACUACAAUGGCGAAGCAUCCAUUCACGUAGCCGCAACGGUAGGCACAAAAACUAUGGUUCUGGGCCUACUUGAAAAGGGUGUUUCUGUCAACCGUCGUUCCCGUGCAGGACAAUUGCCUUUGGACUACGCAAUGAAGCGUCGAGACAAAGACAUUUCUAUUGCUGACUUACUUCGAAAACAUGGUGGAAUCACUGAGGCACAGCGACUAGUUCGCUUGAUGCGAGAUAAAAGACAGUAG
Molecule: messenger RNA, 3936 nt
Organism: Fusarium subglutinans
Lineage: Eukaryota; Fungi; Ascomycota; Sordariomycetes; Hypocreales; Nectriaceae
Product: ankyrin protein
Exons: 4
Coding region: 1-3936 (1311 amino acids)
Biological process (GO): nucleoside metabolic process
Molecular function (GO): catalytic activity; protein binding
Source: RefSeq, a predicted model, not a curated record